AUGACCGACCCCGAAUCGCAUGGGCCGUCGAGUAUUGUCCUGGCGUCCGUAUUUGGUGGCAUUGCGCUGGCUACGGUUGGGGUACGGCUUUGGGCGAGAUGUGUUAUCCAGCGUCGAGGUGGUUGGGAUGAUGUCUGUGCUGGACUGGCUGUGAUCCCUGUUCUCGGGUUAGCGAUCGCAUUUGUCCUGAGCUCGGAAGUCUACGGCGCAAACCUCCACACAUGGGACAAUACACUACCCAAGCUCAUCGCACAACGCCAAGUGGCACUCGCCAUGGAGAUGCUUUACGUGCUCGGCUCUGGAUUCGUGCGAAUUUCCGUCCUCCUGUUCUACCGACGAAUGGGAUUCCGAUCGAUAUCGCAGGGUUUCAUGCUCGCCACGUGGAUCAGUAUAUUCUCCGUCAUUGGAUACAGUGUUGCCUUCCUUGCGGCGAUAUUCGGUUCCUGUCAACCACUCCACGCCUAUUGGGAUCAAAUCAACCCGGUAUGGGCAGCAUCGCAUACAUGGAAAUGCUAUAAUGAAGCGGUACAUAUCAUCGUCGCGACAGGGGUCGCACUCAUCCAAGAUGCGGUUGUGACUACGCUUCCCGCGAUCUUGUGUUGGAACCUGCGGAUCUCGUUCCGUGAGAAGAUCGCUCUAGGUUCCAUUUUCGUUGUGGGAUACUUGACUCCCGUUAUUGCGGGAAUAAGGCUCUACUUCAUUGUCCGAUUGUACUAUGUCUCUUACGAUGCAUCGUGGACUAGUUGGUAUUGCUGGAUGCUGGCGAUGAUGGAAUUGCUUAUUGCGAUUACAUGUUCGAGUUUACCCGCGGCUCGUGUCUUUUUUAACCAGUACAAGCCCUAUGUGGAUUUUGUCGGCACCGCAAGAGGGAUCAAGUCGGUUUUCAGCAGAAGCACAUCUCGAAAGUCCAUCUCCGCUGAACGGUCGAGGCGGGCCUCGUCGAGUACGGUCAAGCUGACCGAGCCGGCCCAUUCUAAAAGCUCAACGACUUUUACAGACGAAGGGUUGGAGAUAGAGCUGGACAGGAUGCAGAAAGUGCCUGUAUAA
Messenger RNA from Aspergillus pseudotamarii, 1047 nucleotides. RefSeq lists its product as uncharacterized. The transcript has 3 exons. The record is from RefSeq and is a predicted model, not a curated record. NCBI's taxonomy places the organism in Eukaryota, Fungi, Ascomycota, Eurotiomycetes, Eurotiales, Aspergillaceae. Bases 1 to 1047 code for a protein of 348 amino acids.